GCACAACCUUGGCUAAUCUGAAGCUAUGCCCAUCCCCGGUAUCAAGAUAGAAUCUGCAGUCGAGAGCCCUCCAAAAGGAUUCAGGCGCACAAAAUGGGUUCAGCUGAGGUUUCAGAAUGGGGAACGUAAAAGCAGACAAGAUGUCGUCUUUCGGGAGAGGAAGAUACCAUCACUCAGUCGUUACCGAUAGCUGAACAGUUUUUUUCAAAAUAAAUACCAAAGCACAAAAUGGGCGCUCUGAAGUCCUUCCUCUACGGCCUCACGCUCCUGCAGGUUAUUGUGUCCGCCGUGCCCGUGAACCGAGAGAUUGGCAUCCCUCGCUACUUUCAGCGACAGCCGUACACACGGCACAACCUGACGGCUGCAACAGUCCAGUCGGAGUUGGGUUUGUUCGUCUCGAAUGGCACGCUGAUAUUUGGACCUUCCAGCUCGUUGUGGGAGAACGCGACUGAAAGAUGGAACACCUUCGUACGACCCCAAGUUCAGGUCGUGGUUCAGCCGGCAAGGGAGUCGGAUGUUUCGAAGAUUGUCAAGUAUUGUAAUGAUAACAGCAUCGAGUUCUUAGCGAGGAAUCGUGGCCAUGGAGCAACGACCAGCCUGUCCGCCUUUGAUGGGCUGGAGAUCGAGUUCAGUCAACUACACACCAUCACCAUCAAGGAGGACGGCAAAUCUGCUGUCUUUCAAGCUGGGACGUACGGUGGUCAAGUCAUCCAAACGCUUUGGGACCAAGGCUACGUCACCACCACGGGAGGCACUCCCUGUGUUGGCUUGAUGGGAGUAGCCCUGGGCGGUGGCCACGGGCGCUAUGAAGGUCUCUACGGCCUGAUUUCAGACAACUUCAUCCAUUUGAACGUAGUCCUGGCCGAUGGCGCAGAGGUCGGCGUGAACGCCACAAGCUACUCGGAUCUUUUCUGGGCUAUGGAGGGUGCUGGUCACAAUUUCGGUAUUGUCACCAGUGCCGAGAAGGAAAUCUAUCCUCGCGAAAUCGACACCUGGCAUUUCCACAACUACGUCUGGUCGCAGGAUAAGCUGGAGACUGUGUUCGAGGAGAUGAACAAAUUCCACAAGAGCUACAACGGGACUACACCCCCUCUCAUGGGUGUCAACUUCGGCUCCAUCGUCAUCGAUCCAUCCUACAGUCAAGCUGAGGCGAUCAUUGCCUGGGGCUUCCACUACGCUGGCCCUGCGGAAGAUGCCGAAGAGCUCCUGAAGCCCUUCAACGCUAUCGAGGCCAUGUCAUCGACUCAGGGCGACAUGUCGUACCCUGAGGUCGCUGGCGUCACUGGCGACGACUGCGUGUCGGGCGGGUACGCCAUCUCGACCGUCAUGACCCAGACGUACAACAUCACGACCGAGCGCACCCUCUACAACCACUUUAAUGAGAAGAUCAAGCAGUAUCCCGAGCUCGCCCCCACCGCCCUCCUUUGGCACGAGGGGUAUGCAAACGCCGCCACCCAGGCUAUCGAUUCCGACUUCUCUGCUUAUCCGCACCGUGACGAAAACCACCUAAUGCUCUUCACGACCACGGUACCCGAAGGCUCCGAUCUGCAGGAGCCAGCCGAGGCGUGGGCCAAGGAAGUCUGGGACCUGUGGAACGGUGGGCAGCCAGAGCGCAAGCCCCAGACAUACGUCAACUAUGCGCUAAACCACCCGUAUGAGACCCUCGAGGCCAUCUACGGGUACGAGCCCUGGCGCCUGGAGCGCCUACGGGGACUCAAGGCCAAGUACGACCCGCAGAAUCGAUUCCGGUACUACGUGCCUAUCCUGCCGCAGUAGAUGAUCGAGCCGAACUACCUAAUGCAUUUUGCAAUAGAGUUGAAAAGAAAAUUAUUUUAAUACAAGGAUAUUGAAUAGACUUGAAUAGACCACAAUAAUUAGCUCCGCAGUUACGUGUUUAGGCAAGACUCACUAUAUCAUCCGUAAAUAGUGAAGGACGAGAUGA
Molecule: messenger RNA, 1942 nt
Organism: Pseudomassariella vexata
Lineage: Eukaryota; Fungi; Ascomycota; Sordariomycetes; Amphisphaeriales; Pseudomassariaceae
Exons: 5
Coding region: 229-1776 (515 amino acids)
Molecular function (GO): FAD binding
Source: RefSeq, a predicted model, not a curated record